GGCGCGGGAGUCCAGCCCGUCCUUCCGAACUGGAGGGCACGUCUCUUAGCUGCUUUCUUUCAUUCGCUCAGGCGGAGCUUCCCCGGAGCACAGCCGGGUUCGACUGUGUGUCCGUCUGUCUUCAGAGUUUCAAUAAAGUUUUCCUACCUUGUACGGAGCUCAAGAUGGCGGCCUCCUGGUCGCCCUUGGUUACCCUGCACUCCUUAGCGCGGAGCCGGCUGAGCAGGAGAUGUGUUGGGUGCGGGGCCUGGGCCGCCGCUCUUGUUCCUCCGGCCACCGGCCCUGGGAAGCCCCUUUGGAAAGCCUAUGUGGUUCAACCGCCUGAGAGUGUGACCCCAACUGCUGCUUCAGAGACCUAUUUGAAAGCUUUGGCUGUUUGUCAUGGACCUCUGGAUCACUAUGACUUUCUGAUCAAAGCUCAUGAACUGAAGGAUGAUGAACAUCAAAGAAGAGUCAUACAGUGUUUGCAGAAAUUACAUGAGGACCUUAGAGGAUACAGCAUAGAGGCAGAAGGUCUUUUUUCAAAGCUUUUUUCAAGGAGCAAACCUCCAAGGGGCCUGUAUGUUUAUGGAGAUGUUGGUACAGGGAAAACAAUGGUGAUGGACAUGUUUUAUGCUUACGUGGAAAUGAAGAGGAAAAAACGGGUCCAUUUUCAUGGUUUCAUGCUAGACGUGCACAAAAGAAUACACCGCCUUAAACAGAAUUUGCCAAAAAGGAAACCAGGAUUCAUGACUGAAUCGUAUGAUCCAAUCGCUCCCAUAGCUGAAGAAAUCAGCCAUGAAGCCUGUCUCUUAUGUUUUGAUGAAUUUCAGGUCACUGACAUUGCUGAUGCCAUGAUUUUGAAACAGCUUUUUGAAAAUCUGUUCAAAAACGGGGUCGUCGUUGUGGCAACAUCUAACAGACCACCGGAAGAUCUCUAUAAAAAUGGACUCCAAAGAGCUAACUUUGUACCAUUCAUAGCUGUCCUGAAGGAAUACUGUAAUACAGUUCAGCUAGAUUCUGGGAUAGAUUAUCGGAAAAGGGAACUCCCAGCUGCAGGAAAACUCUACUACCUCACAAGUGAAGCUGAUGUGGAGGCUGUCAUGGAUAAGUUGUUUGAUGAGCUGGCUCAGAAACAAAAUGAUUUAACUAGACCAAGGAUUCUAAAAGUGCAAGGCAGAGAGCUGCGGCUGAAUAAAGCCUGUGGAACCGUUGCCGACUGCACAUUUGAAGAGCUGUGUGAGAGACCACUUGGAGCCAGUGACUAUUUGGAACUAUCAAGGAAUUUUGAUACAGUAUUUUUACGAAACAUUCCACAAUUUACUCUAGCAAAGAGGACUCAAGCUCGAAGAUUCAUAACUCUCAUCGAUAACUUUUAUGAUUUCAAGGUGCGCAUAAUUUGCUCUGCAACAACUCCUAUAUCAAGCUUAUUUUUGCAUCAACAUCAUGACAGUGAGUUGGAGCAAAGCAGAAUACUGAUGGAUGAUUUGGGGCUGAGCCAGGACUCAGCAGGACUCUCCAUGUUUACUGGAGAAGAGGAAAUCUUUGCAUUUCAGCGCACAAUUUCCCGACUCACAGAAAUGCAGACUGAACAGUACUGGAAUGAAGGGGACAGAAGCAAGAAGUAACUGUCACUUUCACAUGAAUAAAACUAGACAAAUGGUUAAUGCAGAAAGAACUCUGUAUUGUGAGACUUGAAGGAAUCAUUUUCUCAUCAUUAAUUAUGCACUUUGUCCUCUGGACCAUUUUAAUCUAAAAUUACUGUCAAAGAUUUAGUGGAUUAGUAAGUUAAAGACUUACCAUUUUCAUAGAUGUACUUUUUGCCUAUUUUUGUGGCCUUAUUUCUGCACCACAAAAUUAAAAUUAUCACUCGUGAAGAUUACUGUAAAAGUAGACAUUUUAGCUUCACAUUGAACUACUUGAAUGAACCUUGAAUGCACAAAUACACAGUAAAUGCAAGUUAUUGGGAUUGCUCUGAGCUUUUGCAGCAUGGUGGUCACACCUUAAAAACCCAUCUUUUAUAAGAGGGAAAAGCAAAAAGUAAACCAUUUUAAUUCAAAACAAAGAAUCUUUCUGAUCUUAUUAUAAGCAGAAGGGAAUAACAUUUCAGAUAUGGGCUGUUCUUCUGGGUUUUUGUCGCUGAAUUAUAAUCAACCCCCUAGCCUUCAGGUUUCCUUAUGUCAGAACAAGUGGGGCCUUUUUUUUUUUUUUUUCUAAGUUAUAGAUGGACACAGUACCUUUAUUUAUUUUUGUGUGUUGCUGAGGAUCAAACCCAGUGCUUCACAUAUGCUAGGCAAGCGCUCUACCACUGAGCCACAGCCCCAGCCCCAAGUGUGGCUUUUAACCCUGGGGUAAGGUUGGCAGGAAGGGCCUGGUCUCAUAUGGCCAGCAUCAAGUCAGGAGCAAGUCAGAUCCUGCCCCCUACAACCCCCUGCAGGCAGUAGGAGGGCAGGUACCAGGAAAGGGCCAGGGAGAGUGUUGGGAGGAGGCAGUCACAGAUUUCCCAACAACAGAGUGGAUGCCUGCACAUAAUGCCAGCCAGAACCUGCUGGACAGCAGGCUUCUUCCCACUGUCCAUCCACACUGGCUCUCUUGCAGAAUGCCACUCCUCCCCUUGCUGCUGAUUCUGCAGAAUUCCACCCAGUAGAAAAUAGGAAAGAGCACUCAACAGAUCGCCUUUAAAUAAAAUUGGACUUGUCCUUCAUUGAGCAUUUCUUAAUUCAUUUAAGUAAACUCUGACUUUGCCAACUAUUGUCAGAAAAGGGGAUCUUCAGAGAACUUAAAUCCAGAGAGAGAGAGAGAGAGAGAGAAAAGAGAAAGGGAGGGAUUGGGAAAAUAAAACCCAGAGUCUUGUGAAAACCAAGGACUACUUGGGGGGUACAUUUAGGUGAAUCAGUUCAAACAAUGAUUACAACAAUUAUCAAAAUAAGUAGGCUCUUUGAACCUACUUAGUAUUUAAGAAUUCAACCACAUUAGUCUAAUUUUGGACUUUAACUGUUGUAAGUCAAGCAGAUAGAUGGAUGGGUACCCAAUCAUAGGGAAAUGUUUAAAUAAGAGCUUCUGAAAACUAAAUGAGGUUUAAAAAUGCUUUCAUUGAAGUAAAACACAGGAAAUUCCAAAGAGAUUAAAUACAUGGAGAGAGGAUGGGAAAUAACCAGUAUGUGCUGGAUUUAAUGCAAGGUAGUAGUUUUCUCAAUUAAAGAAGUAAUCCUAGGAAGUCAAUAUAACCAUCCCUGAUUACAGAUCAAAAAACUGAGGCUUAGAAAAGUGAAGGUGCUUGUCUUGAGAGUCACAGUUGACAAUUAUAAAACUUGUGCUGUGUUUAUCCCACACUGCCACCUACUCUCACUAUGAAAAAGAGAUCAUAUUUAGUAUUGAUUCAUUUUUUUAACUCAGCGAAGAUGCAUUUACAUCAGAACCAUUGCUUUAAACUCAAUAAAUAUGAAAUUUCGACUUUAUUCUUUAAAUCUUAGCUCCUUUAGGUUUCUGUUUUCUCUAAUGCUGGGGACCAAACUCAGUGCCUUGAGCCUGGUAGGCAAGCACUUACCACUGAACCACACCUGGCCCUAAAUCUUAACUUUUUACUUUUUGCAUUUCUUGAUACCUAUUCUGUACCUUAAUAAAAAAAUAUUUAUUUAUUUAUUUAUAGAUAGAGAGAUAUAUAACAUGAUUAAUAGAAAAAUAAACCAUUCCUGAGUGUGUGGGUAUAUGCAGACCAGUGCCCCACUUCAAGUACUGUUGGAAAAGUUCAUCUGAGGUCAGGCAUUUGGAGUAAAAUUUCAUUUUUCAUAGAAACAAUGAUGAAUGUUAGUUAGGACCCUGGUUCAAUGCACAGAAGCCUCUGUAAUUUCCAGUGUAGCUACGUUAUAGUUGUGGUACAAAAAAAGAGUCUUAACAAUUAAACAAUUAGCCAUUACCAGGAAACAAUACAGUGGCUUUACUUAAAGAAAAGUAUAGUUUGAUUAUCCUUUAUCUGCAAUGCUUCGGACCAGAAGUGUUUCAGAAUUGGAAUUUUUUCAGGCUUUGGAAUAUUUGCAUAUUCCUAAUGCAACAUUUUGGGGAUUGGAUGCCAAUCUAAACACAAACUCCAUCUAUGUUUCAAAUAAACCUUAUAUACAUAGACUGAAUGAAAUAUUAUACAAUAUUUCUAGUGUGCCUGUGUUUUAACUAUGACCCAUCAUAUGAUGUCAGGUUUGGAAUAUUCCUGGUGUCCUGGCACUGAAAACAUUUUAGAUGUUGGAGCAUUUCAGAUAUUGGAUUUUCUAAUUAGAGUGCGUAACCUGUAAAACCAAAAUAAAAAAUGAAAACAACUGCUUAGUUGGAAAAUUCCAUUUCAGUUCAUGUGCCUUUCUUCCUGAGUCCUGCCCUGUGCUAUUCUCAGCAGUCCAGUCUUUGUCCCUGAGUUUGUAUAUACCCACUCAGGGCAUACACUCUUACUUGGAUUGUUUUGUAAGUUUUCUCCAAGUCGGAGCUUGGUUGAGCACUGCUGUGGAAGAAAGCUCCAACUCACCUAGAAACCCAGACUGAGGAAGUCAUCAGAGUCAGGGGAAAGUGCUGUGUGCCCAGGGGAUCCUCCAAAAUGAUCCCUAAUCUACAGACUUAACAGGGCUCAAGAGGGAAUAAAGAAAAAAAGUCUCUUAAAAAGUAAGAAAAAUCGGAUUACUGUAUUACUCUUGUAUUUCUUUAGACAGUGCAUGAGUUUAUUUGCUGUUAACAAUGAUCACAAGACAAAUAACAUGGCGGACUUAAAUAAUUGCUAACUGAUUUCUGAGGCCAAAGACUAUUGUACUGUUUUAAUCAAAUGCGUAUCUCCAGAAUGGGAUUUCAAAUUUUAAUCCUGAGGCAAUACUUUAAUGUUCCUGAAGUUUAUUUCCUAUAUGCACAAGUAUGCAAAUAACAGAAAUUUAGAAUGAGUUGGAAUUUUGAAAAUACUGAAAUCACUUGUGAAAAAUGGAUGUGCUCAGGGCUGGGGAUAUAGCUCAGUUGGUAGAGUGCUUGCCUUGCAUGCACAAGACCCCGGGUCCAAUCCCCAGCACCACACACAUACACACACACCAAAAAAAUUUUUUUAAAUUUUUAAAAAUGGAUGUGUUCAUAUCCAUUACUUAAGAAACACAUCAUGCUUACUGUGUCCUAGGCAUGGUCCUAAAUACUUAAUAAGGAGACAUUUUUUUUUUGUUGGGGUGCCAGCCCUAUUUUGUAUUUUAUUUAGAGACAGGGUCUCACUGAGUUGCUCAUUAGCACCUUACUUUGCUGUGUCUGGCUUUGAACUCUCAAUCCUCCUACCCCAGCCUCCUGAGCCACUUGGAUUUCAGGCAUGCACCACUGCCCCUGGAAAGGGGACUCUUGAUCCUUGUAACAAUAGGUAUCAUGUCAUCAUUUUACAGACCCAGGAGGCUGAGGCACAGAAAACAGUAAAACAGAAAACUGAAUUAAGAUACCGUUGGAAUUAGCAAAAUUAUCAAAACGCUAAUUUAUUAAAUUUUCAUCUCACUGUUUCUGUCCUGAAAACAGCUUUGUCCAUGCAACUUGAACCUACACAUGCAGCCCCUUCAUCUGCAAUAAAAAUGCCCUGAGGGAUCAGGUCCAGCAUCUCUGACACUUGGGUUUCUGAUCAAUUAGGGAAAUCCGUCUGGCAGCAAGUCUGUAAGUGAUCUUGUAAAUUAUCUUUGUUAGACCUACCAAUCUCAUAAGAUAUCACUUACUGGCAAAAAUAAUAAUAAUAAUAAUAAUUUUUCUUUGGAAAUGAGUUUACAAGUUUUUAUUAAGACAGAAUUAAGAUUAGUUGUUCUCAUUAGCAUGUUCUCAUUAGCUGUUCAUUUUCCUGGAACUGAAAAUAGAAAAAUAAUAAAAUCUGUCCACGUGUUGAGUGUCUGCUGACUGUAUCCAUCUUCCUCCUAAAAACCUCACAGCUUUACCUUAGUUGGUCACAUGAUCCAAUCAGACCUGUCUGACUACUAACCUUUUGUCUGCUGGCUUGAAGCUCCAGGGUAAUAUCUGUUUGAUUUGCUUCUAGAGGUUGUCCUGAGAAGUGUCCUCUCAGGACUGUACUUUCUGAGUCCCAAGCAGUUGCUUUGACCUCUGUGAUGCAGUGGGAAGGGCUCAAGAUCUGGGAUCGUAAAAUUCAGUUCUGCCAGUUAUUAUUUUGAACCUUAAACAAGACAGAGCUCAGCGCUUCAGUUUUCUCAUCUCAUAAAUGUGAAUAAUAAUGAUCAUUGUAUGGGAUCAUUCUGAGGAUAGUUGGUGAAAAGCACUUUGCAAAUGAUGAAGGAUUAAAUGAAUAUUAGUUGUUAUUGAUACUAGUGAUUGAUUGUGAUUGUAAGUUGGCAUUCAAUGCUUACUCUGCUUUAUCACCUUUUGAAGACACACCCCAAUCCGGUGGUUUGUAGCA
Molecule: messenger RNA, 6370 nt
Organism: Sciurus carolinensis (gray squirrel)
Lineage: Eukaryota; Metazoa; Chordata; Mammalia; Rodentia; Sciuridae
Gene: Afg1l
Product: AFG1 like ATPase
Cellular component (GO): mitochondrion; cytoplasm
Molecular function (GO): ATP binding; ATP hydrolysis activity
Source: RefSeq, a predicted model, not a curated record